This is a messenger RNA of Schizophyllum commune H4-8, 1040 nucleotides long. RefSeq lists its product as uncharacterized. The transcript has 2 exons. NCBI's taxonomy places the organism in Eukaryota, Fungi, Basidiomycota, Agaricomycetes, Agaricales, Schizophyllaceae. Bases 157 to 873 code for a protein of 238 amino acids. The record is from RefSeq and is a predicted model, not a curated record.
CACUGCUUGUGCGCUUCCGUAAGCGCCGUCUUCCCAAGCACCAUCUGCCGCAGCGCGGGAAGCGACUCCCCGUUCACGACCUCGUUCGAUGCCGAAGUGCUUGGUCCAGCAGACGCAGAGGCAUCUUGAGCUUCCGCCCGCGGCGCGCGGCUAAACAUGAGCUCCUCCGACUCAUGCGAUAGUUUGCGUCGUUUCCGUGGCUGCUCAUCUGCCUGCUUCCCCUUCGACUUGUGCGUCGACUUUCCCAAAGACUGCACACACAUGAGCUCUCUCGCAUACUCUCCGACCGCUCACGCACCUUCUGCAACGCCAACCAAUUCGAUGACGGUGCCGCCGGCGCACUUUUGCUCGUCUUCGACAUGGUGCUCUGCGGCAAACGCGAUCGACGGCUCGAUCGGAUCCUCCGCGCUCGUGGCGUCUUUCAGCCGCUUUUGUCGAAACUUCCCACGGCGUGCGUUUUGCUUCCGAACAUGCAACUUGCGUGCAGGCCUUGCGCGUGUUGUAUGUCGGCGAAGCAGCAGAACCCAGCAGAAUCGUUUUGUGAUACUAGCGCGUCAUUGUAUGCGGAACUGCCGGACCAUGCACCGCGAAUGGACCGUCGAGGCUCCGUGUAAGGCUGAUACGCUUCUCCUGAUAUGCAUCUUUCUUUGUUUUACGUCGAUCUAUCGCUCGCGCCCCGCCUCCGCAGCCAAUCCGAACUCAAAGAUAGCCUUAUUGGGAACAAACGCCGGGAAUCUGCAAUUGUCGGCCUCAUCACGCCCUACUCCGCGCCAUUCAGGCCAUCCCCGCGCUAUAAUUGUAUCGCCAAGCACAAGCCACUCUAUUCAGUCGCGCUCAUCAAUGCGACCGACAAACACGACACGCGCCGGCUGAUCGACCGGGCGAUUCAUUGUGCUCCUCUUUCAGAGACGAGGGGCGGCCAUGGCGCCGAGCGGGGCUUUCAGCGCGGGCGCGUGGCGUCCUAUAUAAGAAACGGACCUAGCUGUGCUUGCUCCUUGCUUCCGCCCCAUUUGCCACUGCGUACUUGGACCCGUCGUCGC